Zonotrichia albicollis (white-throated sparrow) is the source of this 3785-nucleotide messenger RNA. The record is from RefSeq and is a predicted model, not a curated record. NCBI's taxonomy places the organism in Eukaryota, Metazoa, Chordata, Aves, Passeriformes, Passerellidae.
UUGUUGUUAUAUUUUUUCCUCCUUUGAUUUCUCAUUGGGAAAAGCACUUUGACUCCUGACUGCUCUACCUCAGACCUUAGAAAAACUCAUCACGCUCGCUUUUUUGGCGGUUUUAUUUUUAAUUUUUUUAAUUUUUAUUUUUUUCUGAGCGCCGAUCUUUAUAGCCGUAAUUGUUUUAUUGUUACUAUUAUUAUUACUAUUAUUAUUAUUAUUAUUAUUAUUAUCCGUGUGGUUGGUAGCGGCCGGGAUCCUGCGGCUGUGUCGAAGCGCUGGGCAGUGGGGGGUUCUCCUGUGUACCCCUUCUAGGACACUCGAACGAAGAUUUUUCUUCUUCCUCCCUUUCUUUUUAUCCUUCUUCACUUCUCCAAGGCUUUUAAAAGAUACGUACACAAAAAACAAGAAAAAAAAAACAAAAAGAAAGAAAAAAAAACAAAAACAAAAACCAAACCUUCGCCGGUGUUGUCGUCUUUCUAAAAAAAAAGAAUUGUUUUUAUUUAUUUUUUUCCUUGAUACCUGGGAAACCGCUGCCCCCCUCAGAACUAACCAAAGACAAUGGUUCACUGUGCAGGCUGCAAAAGGCCGAUCUUGGACCGGUUUUUGUUGAAUGUACUGGACAGGGCUUGGCAUGUGAAGUGUGUUCAGUGCUGUGAAUGUAAAUGCAAUUUGACAGAGAAAUGCUUUUCGCGAGAAGGCAAGCUUUACUGCAAAAACGACUUCUUUCGGUGAGAUUAUCAGAGCGAGUAUUACGGCCCUGGAAGCAAUUACGAUUUCUUCCCGCAAGGACCGCCCUCGUCCCAAGCGCAGACCCCCGUGGAUCUCCCGUUCGUGCCCUCCUCGGGGCCGUCAGGGACCCCGCUGGGGGCCAUGGACCACCCCCUGCCCGGACACCACCCCUCGAGUGAGGCUCAGCGCUUCACCGACAUCAUGUCGCACCCCCCGGGGGACUCGCCCAGCCCCGAACCCAACCUGCCCGGCUCCUUGCACUCCAUGUCCGCGGAAGUUUUUGGCCCCAGCCCCCCAUUUUCGUCGAUAUCCGUCAACGGUGGUGCUAACUACGGCAAUCACUUGUCCCACCCUCCAGAGAUGAACGAAGCGGCUGUGUGGUAGCUUUAAACGAACUGGGUCUAAGUAAGUGAUGAUCAUCUAGUCUGCUUAUUGUUAUGGUGUACAGAAAUGAAUUCAUAUAACAUCUCUCCCGCCCUAGGACAAUUUUACCUUGGGAACGAACUGAAUCCAAUCGCUCCAAGGCAAGCUUUGCUCUAGACCAGGACAAUCUUCAUGUUAUGGUUGUAUCAAACAAGCAAGGGGACUUUUUUGUACCAUUGACAAAGAAACUGGGGAAGCUGUACAGUAACAGUGCUGCCAUUCCGUAGGAUGGCUAAGUUUGAUUACCCUGUUGGAUGUCAUCCUAAGAGCCACAAUCCUUAGAAACUUCUCGUUUAAAAAAAAAAAAUAAAAAUAAUUGAAUGAAGGAGAGGUCAAAGAAAAGGGGAAAAAAGCUUCAAGAACUCUCUAUAGCGUUCCUGGUUAAGGAUGGUUCUGGCAUUAUGAAUCUGUUUGUUCAUUUUUGUCUCUCAGAAAGUUCGACAACAAGAAACUCUUUUUAGCUUCAGCCAUUUCAGCCUGCUGACGAUCAGGUGGGACAACUUUUCCUUUUUCCUUUCUUUUUUUUCUUUUCUGUUUUGUUUCGGUAGUUUUGGUUUGGUUUCGGUUGUUUGUUUUUUUUUUUCCAAAAAUAGCAAAUACUAAAUGUUAAGCCCUCAGCACCAACUCUUCUACCUUCACAAAGCUACACGUACAAAACCUCCUCAUCAUAGCAAAGGUCACCACCCAGACCUCUAACGAAAAUGACUUGAAAAAACAAACAAACAAAAAGUAUUCUACCUUCACAGAGAGAGAAAAGCUAAACAAAAAGACUCUAUUGAACUAAAAACAGUCAACUGUUUACGUCUAAUGUUAAAUUCAGGAGCUCAAUGUUUUACUAACAAAUCCUGUUUUAGAAAAACCUCUUGUUCAAAAGCAAAAGAUUUUGAGCAGCCAACCAAAAUAGUUCAUUUUCUUUUCUGUAGAUGUUCUAACAGAUUGCAGGGCUUGUGGUUCACUGUGCUAGUUUGUAAAAGGUGUUGUUUACAGAAGGCAAAGAAAAAAAAAACCCACAAAACCCAGACAGUUGCCAAAUAAAGUAAAUAUAUAGCACAAAUACUGUAAGGUGCUUUGCACCAGCAACCCGAGAAGGUGUUUAAAAGUGUUACAAGGUUAAAAAGAAAAAAAAAAUAGACAAACAUCUUUGCUAAUUUUUAGUCCUGUUGAACAUUCAUGGAAUUGUUAAUAUGACUUAUAUAGACCCACACAGGUUUUAUUUUUGUGUCUUUAAAAUAAAAGUCCAAAAUAUUUAAAUUUUAUGGUCAAAUAUGCAGUCAACAGCUGCUACUUUUUUCUUUAUAUAUUAAAUUUCUCAUAUGUCUUUUAUUGUUCUAAUGAACCUAAGCUUGUGUGACCUCCAGUGCAUAUUAGACCAUUCACUGUAUGAAAGAAAACAUGUUGGAUAAAAUUUGUGCGUUUUUAAUAAAAUUAGAAAAUCUGAUGUUUAGAUAACUCGUGUUUCAUUUGAUGUUUUAAGCAAUUUUUGGAAAUUGAUUCUCUGGAGUCAAAUAGCCCUGAGAAGGGAAGAUCCACGCUGCUGCUGAUCCUGGCAGCUCUUUGGCUCUGGGGGAAGCCUCAGCCCUGGUGUCGAUGCACACAGCGGCCACAGGCAGCUCCAGCCUUUCUUUCCAUCUCCAGGCUCAGCUGUUGAAGCCCAAAUAUCCUCUUCCACAGCAUUUUAAAUUUUAAAAUUCAGAAAUGAUCAAAUUAUUCAAUAUCUUCAGUUAUUUUCACUCUGUGCUAAGAUAGAGCAUUGGAAAUGCUGAUUUUAUGCAUAAAUAGAAACGUGUUGAAAAUGUAAAACGCUUGCAAAGAUACGGAUUGCAAUUGAUCCACUUUUAGUUAAUUCUCUGAAGGUAAUUUUGGGGUUUUUUCUCCUAAUUGGAUGGUUUGGACACAGCAUAGCCUCAAUGUCCUGGAAGUAAUUUGAAUCCUUUUCUCUUAGAGCUGAGGCAGAGUCAGUGCAUUGGCGGCGUUUGCUCGUUCUGAAGUUCUCUAAAGGCAGUGGGGGAGAAUAUUUUGCUUUGCCCUCGAUGCAGCCUCAUUCUCUUGGAGAAAAAUGAAACAAAAAAAUCCUGGAGCCUUGAGAAAUGCCAAAUUUCACGUUUUAAUUAUCGACCGUGAAUAUUCGGUUCUUCAAAAGCAAAAUUCCCGCUGAUUCCGAGAGGACCUGGAGCUGUGCUGGGGACAAAGAGUCAGGCUGGGUUCUGCAGAGCCCUGGUUUGAAUGUUCCACCUGCUGGGUUAAUGGAAAGGGACGAGCUGGGAUUGCAUCUCCUCCUUCCUCUGCUGGGGCUGCCUUCGCUUGCAUUCGAUGCAGACACAGAAUUUUAUGGUAACCCCCAGAACUCCCCGUUCCCAGUGAUUCCAUUAUUUCUCUCUUUGGACUGGGGAUGGGAAAAGAGCCAGCUCUAAAUGCUUUUGAGUUGUAUAGUUUGUGAUUUUCAAUGGUGAUUUUUGAUUUUGUUCAAUACCUAAUUUCUAUGCCCAGCCGAGGGGCCACCUAGAUGAAGCAAUAGUUCACUUUAAACACAAAAUGUCUUAUAUAAUAACACUAUAAAGAUAAAAAACUAUCUGCAAGGGAUCUGUUAGUGUUUCUAAAAAAAUAAUUCAUGCUUUAUUAAAUAGGGGAGACUUCUUAAA